This is a messenger RNA of Apis dorsata (giant honeybee), 1569 nucleotides long. RefSeq names its product putative lipoyltransferase 2, mitochondrial (gene Lipt2). NCBI's taxonomy places the organism in Eukaryota, Metazoa, Arthropoda, Insecta, Hymenoptera, Apidae. Gene Ontology annotation, molecular function: nucleic acid binding; lipoyl(octanoyl) transferase activity; 3'-5' exonuclease activity. The transcript has 6 exons. Bases 4 to 720 code for a protein of 238 amino acids. Gene Ontology annotation, biological process: protein lipoylation; nucleobase-containing compound metabolic process. The record is from RefSeq and is a predicted model, not a curated record. Gene Ontology annotation, cellular component: mitochondrion.
AUAAUGAUUGCAUGUAAUUCUCAACAAAUAAUUUCCAUUAAUAAAUCCAAAGAGGAAGAAUCGCAAAACAAAAUUUUUACAAAAGAAGAAGUUGAUAUAUCCAAAUUUCCAAUAAUUGAAUUUAAAGGAUAUGUUAAUUGUGUCAGUGGUUUUAAUGAUUGUGCUAUGAUUUGUGAUGAUAUUAUAAAAGAAGUAGAAAAUUCUGAUCAUAAAGAAAUAAUAAUAGGAUUUGAUUUGGAAUGGCCUUUUAAUUUUCAUACAGGAAGUGGAAAAACAGCCUUAGCACAAAUUUGUUUUAAUGAAACUAUUUGUUAUUUAUUACAUAUAUAUUCAUUAAAGAAACUACCUGCAGCAUUUGUAGUUUUUUUAAGUCAUCCAAAAGUAAGAUUAGUUGGAGUGAACAUAAAAAAUGAUAUUUGGAAAUUAGGCAGAGAUUUUAAAGAAUUUCCUGCUUCUAAAAUUAUUGAAAAUAAUUGUAUUGAUAGUGGUAAAUUUGCAAAUGAAAUAUUAAAUAGAUCUUGUCGAUGGAGUUUAGAAAAAUUAACAGCAUAUUUGUUAAAAAGAAAACUCAAUAAAAAUCCAAAAGUAAGAAAAAGUAAAUGGCAUUUAUAUCCUUUAAGUAAUGAACAAAAAGUAUAUGCUGCAACAGAUGCUUAUGUUUCCUGGCUCUUACAUACAAUUAUACAAAAACAGGCAGAUAUUAAAAAAAAUGUGAUAUAAAAUGUUCAAAUUAAAUAUUAAAAUUAUGUAUAAUAGUAAAAAAAAUUAAAUUUUGAAAAAAUAUAUAAUACAAUAUAUUAUCUCAUUAUGUCUACAAAAAUAAUCAAAGUUUUGUGGACAGGUAGAUUAAGUUAUAAUUCUGGCCUUAAAUUACAAAAAAUAUUGUCUGAUCGACAUCAUCAGAAAUUAAAAAAUGAGAAUUGUAAUACAUUAAUAUUGAUUGAACAUAAUCCAGUAUUUACAGUAGGAAUCAGAGAUAAAAUCUAUACAAUAGAAGAUGAAGAGAAAUUAAAAAAUUUAGGUGCAGAAUUUUUUAGAACAAAUCGAGGUGGUCUUAUAACUUUUCAUGGACCUGGACAAUUAGUAGCAUAUCCCAUAUUAAAUUUAAAGGAAUUUAAGAAUGGCAUUAAAUGGUAUGUUUGUCAAAUAGAAAAUAUGAUUAUUCGUUUAUGUGCAAAAUAUGGUAUUAAAGGUGAAAAAUCUUCUGACACUGGUAUAUGGAUAAAUGAUAAAAAAAUCUGUGCUAUUGGUAUUCAUGGAUGUCGUUAUAUAACAACACAUGGUUUAGCUUUAAAUUGUAAUACAGAUUUAAAUUGGUUUAAUCAUAUUGUUCCCUGUGGUAUUGAGGGAAAAGGUGUAACAAGUAUUAGUCAAGAACUUAAUACAAAUGUUACUAUUCAAGAUGUAUUACCUUUAUUUCAAAAUGUUUUUCAAGAUCAGUUUGAAUGUACAUUAAUUGAAUAUUCAGUUGAAGAAUCUUCUCAAUUACUUAAACUUGUCAAUAAUAGUAUAUAUUAAUAUAAUAUUUAUUUUCAAAAAUAAUAAAUAAUGAUUUGAAAUAUAUUAAAA